This is a messenger RNA of Sitophilus oryzae (rice weevil), 546 nucleotides long. RefSeq lists its product as uncharacterized. The transcript has a single exon. NCBI's taxonomy places the organism in Eukaryota, Metazoa, Arthropoda, Insecta, Coleoptera, Curculionidae. The coding region runs from base 1 to 546 and encodes 181 amino acids. The record is from RefSeq and is a predicted model, not a curated record.
AUGAAUCUCAAACAAACAUAUCUGAUUUCUCCGCCGCUGGUUGAUUUACAGCAGCCCAACAAACUUGCAAAUAGUGAACUCAGUGUCCAGUUUGAAAACACUACUCUCAAACAUAAUAAAAACCCAAAGUACCUAGGUGUUACACUCGAUAGAACACUUUCGUUUAAAGAGCACUUAUCAAAAACAGCAGACGAGUUGAAAACAAGAAAUAUAAUACUAAAUUUGUGCGGAACAUCUUGGGGUGCUUCAAAUUCUACUCUACGCUCGUCAGCUCUGGGUCUCGUCUAUUCAGAUGCCGAAUACUGCGCUCCGGUAUGGCUCAAUAGCCCACAUUUCCACAAAAUAGACGCACAGACCAAUAAUACAAUGCGAAUGAUCGCUGGUGUUAUUAAAUCCACACCCACACAAUGGCUUCCAGUACUGAGUCUCUGUACAGAGAGUUUAACAAGAUAUUGGACAACAGAGAAUUGCCGAUCCAUACAGACAUCGAGGAUGCUAACCACAACCGCCUCCGAUCUAGAAAACCACCCACCAAGACCGCACUAA